AUGGGCCAUGAUUUAGCCAGGCUCACCGACGGUAUUGCGGCGUCGCUGCGCCAAUUCCACGUCUCGUCGACACGAUGUGAUGAAGAAAGGCAUCGCAAGCCUGUCGAUAGCACGGAGUCAGAGGACAGGAGUCCCUCCGACAGGGCCGGUGUGAGAUAUACCUCUAAGAACUUCUCCCUGGCCGCAAAGAAACAGCUCUCCCGUGCCGCCUCCUCCGAAAUCCAAGGCCUCCCCAUCAACCGUCCCACCAAAACCCCGAGUACCCCUGGUCGCAGCCCUCGAGCUGGUAGUGAUGGUCCAUCCAUUGAUCUGCGAGGCAUGAAUGCCGGGAAAGCUCCGAAUGCCACGAUAUCUAGAGUCUUGUCAUCGCCAAUACGACGGGGGAACCUAGUAGGGGGAACCCAAUUGCGCUUAAGCCGCGACCAAGGCCAAGGCCGCACGAGCACCGGGGUGCGAGUGGCACAGAGCAUACCAGACGGCAGAGCCGACCGAAGACCUCCCGUUGGCCGUGGCGGUACGCGAGGCCGAGCUGCUCGGGGAGGUGCUCGAGGUGGACGAAGAGGCGGCGCUGCUCGACGAGGAGCAGCAGGUGGGGAAUUCGAUGUUGAGGAGGAUGACAAAUCUGAUGAUAGGGACUUGUCGAAGGCAUGGCCGGAUGGCCUGCUCAAGGUCGUGCUGGAAGAAUACGAGCAGUCACGGCCUAAGGAAGUUCAGUUCAACCCGAGCAUCGCCAACAAGGAGGAGCUGCUGGGCCUGGGGGGAGCUACAGCAGCAACACCUGCCGGAGCACAAGACCUUCUCGAGGAGCGGUUCCGCCUCUUAGCUGACAGGAAGGACAUGACGGCUUUUUCAGCGAGACACCGACUCGCUGGACGGUUGUUAAGCGGAAAAUUGGUCAGAUUCAGGGAUGCAGAAGAGAAGGAAGCAGUGUUAUCUAUGGCGAACGAGAUGGCUAAGCAUGGUCCGGCCAUCGAUAUCACCUUUGCGCCAUUAGCAGACUUGGAUCCCACAGUCAGGGACCCCUUGGUUGGCAGCCUCGUCGGUGGGGCUUAUGAGCUCAGCGACGUGAGCGGCGGGAACAAGGAGGCUAGGACUAUGGCUUCGGUCGCUCAGCAUCUGGACAAGAACGGCACAUAUCUUGGCAAGGACAGGGACAGGCUGAUGAACGUUGUCAGAGGAUUAUUGCCCACUUCCAGACCAGCACCAUCGAAUACGGCUCGAAAGUAG
Messenger RNA from Coniosporium apollinis CBS 100218, 1227 nucleotides. RefSeq lists its product as uncharacterized. Lineage: Eukaryota; Fungi; Ascomycota; Dothideomycetes. The coding region runs from base 1 to 1227 and encodes 408 amino acids. The transcript has 2 exons. The record is from RefSeq and is a predicted model, not a curated record.